Messenger RNA from Glarea lozoyensis ATCC 20868, 1053 nucleotides. RefSeq names its product GroES-like protein. Gene Ontology annotation, molecular function: oxidoreductase activity, acting on NAD(P)H. The transcript has 2 exons. NCBI's taxonomy places the organism in Eukaryota, Fungi, Ascomycota, Leotiomycetes, Helotiales, Helotiaceae. The record is from RefSeq and is a predicted model, not a curated record. The coding region runs from base 1 to 1053 and encodes 350 amino acids.
AUGGCAGCCCCAACAAACCAAGCCGCAUGGCUCACCACUGCUGGCACGCCUCUCAAAGUUGACGAAGCCCCAAUGCCCACCGCCGGUCCUGGUGAGCUCGUCGUUAAGAAUGCGGCCGUAGCCAUCAACCCACUCGACUGCCACAUGCAAGACGUCGGCGUUUUUGUCCAGCAAUGGCCCGCAAUCUUCGGCUGCGACGUUGCCGGGGAAGUACACGAAGUAGGAUCCGGCGCCGAGGGACGCUUCAAGAAAGGCGACCGUGUCAUUGGGCAUGCUAUCAACUUGGUCACGGGUCGUCCUCAAGAUGGUGCCUAUGCCCUCUACACCGUUAUUCCUGCGGACAAAGCCGCCAUUCUCCCUGGUAAUGUUUCCUUCACUGAUGGUGUUGUCGUCCCAUUCGCCCUGGAGGCAGCUGUCUGUGCACUUUCACUGAAAGUACCCGGCCCUGCAAUGCCAGGUGUAUUCACCCCAGCCCUAGCUCUGCCAUAUCCUUCACUUCAACCAGCAGCCUCCACAGGCAAAGUACUCGUCGUAUAUGGCGGUUCAUCUGCCGUCGGCUCUAUGACAACUCAACUCGCCACUGCCGCCGGAAUUCAAGUCAUCUCCAUCGUCGGCGCCCACAACUUCGAGUUCAGCAAGAGCUGCGGUGCAGCAGAAAUAUUCGACCACAAAGAUGCAUCUGUUGUCGACAAGGUCGUCGAAGCGGUCACCAAAUCCGGUCUCGAAUUCGUCGGCAUCUUCGACGCCAUCGCCAGUCCUGAUACCUACAAUCGCGACCUUGCCAUCCUCUCCAAGUUGGGCGGAGGUCAUCUCGCCUGUGUUCAUCCCCCACCACCAGAGGUCCCAGAGAACGUCAAGGCCGGUAUGAUCUUUGCUGUCAAUGACAUCGCAACACCGGUCUGGAAGGACUAUGUUACAUCUGCUUUGGAGUCUGGAAAGCUCAAGUGCCUUCCAAAGCCAAAUGUCGUCGGAAAGGGCUUGGAGCACGUUAACAAGGCUCUUGAGAUGUCGAAAGCUGGUGUUAGUGCUACAAAGCUAGUCGUGGAAUUGUAG